Molecule: messenger RNA, 525 nt
Organism: Suillus subaureus
Lineage: Eukaryota; Fungi; Basidiomycota; Agaricomycetes; Boletales; Suillaceae
Exons: 1
Coding region: 1-525 (174 amino acids)
Source: RefSeq, a predicted model, not a curated record
AUGGCACCGGCACCCGCCCCAGCGGGCAAUAGAGGAAACGGAUCGCGAAACCUAAGAGAUAUGAUGGCACCAAGCACCACCAAUAACACCUCCGAGACCUCCCGACCUCCAACCCCAGCACCAGCAACAGCGAUACCAACACAAAGCAGACGCACGCCACCCAAAUUGACAACUCCGGAGAUCAUAGCUCUGAACAACGAAGUUAUCAAUGCGACGACAGGCAAAGCUUACUUGGAACGUAUCGCCCUCGCUAUCAGUGGGAAACCAUACACAAUAGAUGCUAUAUCCGAAAUACUCCUACACACAACUCAGCUAACCGGCAUAUCCCUCCCAGCACAAACAGCAAUUCGUGCAGUGGCUUUCGUUCUGAAGGAAGUCGUAACAGAUGAAACCACUGAAAUCAUAGCAAGACAUGUCACAGCCGCGAUAUCUCCCCACAUAGCUAAGCUACAAGAUACUGAAGAAAAACUAACGAAAUUAUCCACAGAUAUAAACGCAACAUCGGCCUCCCAAACCUGCAACUAG